Durusdinium trenchii is the source of this 732-nucleotide messenger RNA. The record is from the annotation of a GenBank genome assembly. Lineage: Eukaryota; Dinophyceae; Suessiales; Symbiodiniaceae.
AUGCUUCCACGCAAGGAGUGGCUUCUUUGUCUCCAGCCAUGCCGCUGUGGGAGUCCUCCAUGCCCUACAUCCUCGUGCUUGUAUACCAUGUUCAAGGAGGACCACCAAGGGAUCCUGGAUCGCUUCACCCAUGCGGAUUGGUCCACUUCGGAGGCGCUUUUGAAAGAGUAUGGCCAGAUUCUGAUGGAUGACUAUGCCAACAGUUACUACAUGCUCGAAGCGUUGAACGCAGAGAUGAAAGGUGACAGGCCGCUGAUGCAGAAGUUGGUGCGCCAGGGGCAGAUUCUCUCGCAGAUCCAUCAGCUGGCUGCGCCCAUGAAGCGGCCGCCGCGGGACUUGGUGCCACGCUUCUUUGAGCGUUUUGACCACGAGGCCUCACGUGCCGCCUUCGAAGAAGGGGUCCGGCACUUCGAGAAGAACCUCGUGCAGCGAGCCGUGGACAAGAGAAACGAGGAGGCCGCCAAGGAGAAGGAAGCGGCGGCGACGCAGGGGUACGAAGCGAAGCCGCUGGUCGAGGCCAUGUACGACCUGAGCAAGGAGGAGCGGAUCAAGAUGUCUCCAGGGAACCUUGAUCCGGUGGAAGUCUUUGAAAGUUUGCCCGAAAAGCUGCAGCAAUGUUUCAAGACAGGUGACAUUGAGCUCUUGAAACAGGUGGCGGAGGAGAUGCCGGAGGAGGAGUUUGAGGAGCACUUUCAACGAACCAUCGACUCCGGGCUGUGGCGUCCAGGGUGA